AUGGACACCUCCACAAUAGUAGCAAUAGGGGUAGAUAUAGGAACAGGUUCAGUUAGAGUGUAUCACAAUGAAACUCUCACCUCGUUACCAAUUACCACUGAAAAUGAUAUAUACAUCACCCAAUCAUCAUUUGAAAUAUAUUCAAAACUAAUACAGUUAUUAAGUAGACCCCAAUUGGAUUGGAAUUUUGAUUCAAUAUGUAUAACUGCAACUUGUUCAAUGGUCGUAUUAUCCAAGAUAAUAAUAGACGAAGAAACAUAUCUAACACCAGUUAGUUUGAACAAAUCUCAUCCCAAUAGUGAUGUUUUAUUAUGGAUGGAUAAUUCUGCCACUUUGCAAUGUAAUCAAUUGAAUGAAUAUUUAAAAGUUGCUUACCAGAAUAUAUUGAAUCUUGUGGGAGGUCAAUUUGUUCCUGAAUUAGGAUUGCCUAAAUUAAAAAUGAUCAAUGACAACUUUGCUGAGGGUGAUAACAAUGAUAACUUUAGCAAAUCCGAUUUGGUAUGCUUUGAAUUAUAUGAUUGGAUAAGCUAUUUAUUAAAAGUGGGCGGGUUUCAAAAUAUCAAUGCAAGUGCUAAUGGCAAUGGCGAUGACAAAUUGAUAGUUCCUUAUAUCCCUUCGAAACCAUUUGAUUUUGGAGAUGCCAUAGAUGGAUCUAUUAAAGGGUGGCCACAUCAAUUUUUACAAGAUUUGGGUAUAACUGUUGAAAUUGGAAGAAGUGAAAGUAAUAUUGGGAAUAGACUAUUGCCAAUUGGCACCCCUAUUGGUAAAGUUAAUGACACAGAUAUAAUCAUAGGUCACGGUUGUAUCGAUUGUUACAGUGGAUUUAUGAAUAUGUAUCGGCUGUCACCAUCAGAGAAAAGCUCUACGUUAUCAACAAUGUUGAUGAUUGCUGGAACCUCUACAUGUUUCAUAUACUCCACUAUGACACCUACCAGAACCACAGAUGAGAAUUCAGCGCCACCUAAUUAUAUUCCAACAGUUUGGGGACCAGUAGAGAUUGGAAAAUCAGGACUUUAUUUAUAUGAAUUUGGCCAACCAGCUUCGGGUAAAUUAUUCGAGGAUUUCUUAACAAUUGGAUUUGACCAAUUAGAACAAGAGACUCAAAAUUUAGAGUUGAAACAUAAUAAAUCAAUUCACGAGUUGAUUAAAGGUUAUUUUUAUUACGGUGAUGUUUAUGGGAAUAGAAAUCCCUACGGUGACCCCAAAAUGUCACAAAUGAUCAUAGACAACAACAAUGACAUUUUACCUAGUGUUAUUUCUCCAAACAAUCAAAACAAAAAAUCGGGAAACGUAUUAUCACAAGUAAUCAAGUACAUUCUAAUACUUGAAUUUCUUGUGUUUCAAACAAAACAAUUGUUGGAACCAUUGUCAAAUGUCUCUCAAAUCAUUAUAAAUGGGUCGCAAAGUAAGAAUACCAGGUUUUUGAAAUUAUUAUCUACAGUUACAGGAUUACCAAUUAUAAUUGCUAAUCACGACGUUGCUCGAGGUGCUCAGUUGAUGGCAUUGAUUGGUAAACUAUGCUCAUUUGGUUGGCACUACGAUGAUGCGUUUGAUCAAGCAAUACAAAAUAAUAAUAACGACUAUCUUGGUAAUGAAAAUAGUAUUAAUAUUAGAGAAGAUUAUUACCAACUAUUAAUGACAAAGUAUGAGAUAUUCAAAGACAUGGCAAGUGCUCAACAAAGAUACCGUAAAUUAAUGGGUGAUGUUUAA
This is a messenger RNA of Candida albicans SC5314, 1710 nucleotides long. RefSeq lists its product as uncharacterized. Gene Ontology annotation, molecular function: kinase activity. Gene Ontology annotation, biological process: carbohydrate metabolic process. The record is from RefSeq and is a predicted model, not a curated record. NCBI's taxonomy places the organism in Eukaryota, Fungi, Ascomycota, Pichiomycetes, Serinales, Debaryomycetaceae. The transcript has a single exon. The coding region runs from base 1 to 1710 and encodes 569 amino acids.